AUGCAGAUAGUUAUCCCAGUGUUAGAGAGGUAUUUGGUGGUUUUCGAAAGCUUUCCAAUCUUCCUCCUGUUGGCAAGGAGCAGUGACCUCAGUCAGCUGUCCUGCAGCCUUCUGACUAAUGAUCCUCAGGAGCAGCAGAACAACAGAGGUAUAAGGAAGAGAUUUACUCAUUCUGGCCAGAGGCUGAAGCAGCAGAGACAGCAAAGCCAAUGUGAUUCAUUGAAUGAAGACAGUGGACAAUUACCAGCCACUUGUUCACCUUUUGCCUUGGAUAGCCUGAGCUGAAACUACUCGCUGAAAAUGACGCAGCAAAUGCAUAACUUGAGUCUCCUGCAGACUAAAAAGCACAGCUUGCCAUCCUCUCCAAACGCUGCCAAGCGGCUCUACCGGAACCUCUCUGAGAAGCUGAAGGGCAGUCACACGUCCUUUGACGAAGCCUAUUUCAGAGCUCGCUCUGACCGGCUCAGCCUCCGUAAGACCUCAAUGAAUUUCCAGUGCAAUGAAGCUAUGUUUGAGGCUGUAGAACAGCAAGAUCUGGAUGCUGUUCAGAUUCUUCUUUAUCAAUACACACUGGAGGAACUGGACCUGAACACACCAAACAGUGAGGGACUAACUCCUUUGGAUAUUGCCAUUUUGACAAACAACGUUCCUAUCGCUAGGACCCUUCUGCAUGUUGGGGCAAAGGAAAGCCCACACUUUGUUGACACGGAAAGCAGGUCAGUGCACCUGAGUACUUUGGUGCAGGAAGCAGAGCAGCGAGUUACUGAACUGUCUGCACAAGUGCUGAAUGAGGGCCUUGGAACAGAGCACACAGAGAAGGAGAAGCAGCUGAAAGCGUGGGAGUGGAGGUCCAGGCUGUACAAGCGCAUGAAGGCAGGCUACGAGCAUGCUAGAGCCCCUGAGGCGCCAACCAAUGUCUGUCUCAUGGUAACAAGCAGUACAUCACUCACUGUCACCUUCCAAGAACCUCUGAGUGUCAACUCAGCUGUGGUGACCAAGUAUAAAGUGGAAUGGAGCUCUUCAGAAGAUUUUUCUCCUUUGCAUGGUGAAAUAAUUAUGGACAAUCUUCAGUCUUUGAGAUGCACCAUCACAGGUCUCAGAACGGGCAAGAGGUAUUAUGUCCAUGUUUCAGCAUGCAACAUGAGAGGCUGGGGACCUCCACGCAAAUCUACUCCAGAAUAUGCUUCUCCUUCAAACUGGAAAGACUGCAGUGGAAGAGAACCUCGGCACAGGGGACACACUGAGGCCCUGGAACGCCUCCUUCAGCAGGUUCGAGCAGCUCAUCAGCAUUAUAAUUGCAGAGAAAGUUCUAAAUUACAGAACACUGGUCGCAAGCAAUCAGUUUCCAGAAGCCUGAAGCACCUUUUCCAUUCAUCAAACAAGUUUGUGAAGACUCUGAAACGGGGACUCUACUUAUCAGUUAUAUUUUUUUACAAAGAUAAUUUACUAGUAACCAAUGAAGACCAAAUCCCAAUUGUGGAAAUUGAUGACUCUCACAGUAGUUCAGUUAUGCAGGAUUUCCUGUGGUUUACAAAGUUGUCUUGCAUGUGGGAUGAUAUCAGAUGGCUGAGGCAGAACAUGUCUGUAUCUGUGUCCUCAUCAACUGCACUUCAAGCCCGGCAAAAGAUGCUUUCAGCAGCAGCACAGCUACAGAAUUUGCUGGGAACUCACAACUUAGGCAGAGUUUUUUAUGAGCCAAUCAAGGAUCGACAUGGCAAUAUGCUGAUAGUUACUAUAAGAGAAGUGGAGAGUCUUUAUUCAUUUUUUAAUGGCAAAUGGAUGCAGGUAUCCAAACUACAAAGCCAGAGGAAAUCCCUUUCAACUCCAGAGGAGCCAACAGCAUUAGACAUCUUGCUUAUAACAAUCCAGGACAUACUUUCCUAUCACAAACGAAGUCAGCAACGCCUCCCUCCUGGCUUGUACCUGGGUUACCUUAAACUCUGCAGUUCUGUGGAUCAAAUCAAAGUGCUUGUGCUGCAGAAGUUGCCUAAUGUCCUGUGUCAUGUUAAAAUCCGAGACAACAGCAACGUCUCCAGAGAUGAGUGGGAAUGGAUCCAAACACUUUCUGGCUCUGAAUCUGUGGAAAGUAUGGAUCAUACUUCAGACUGCCCUACUCAAUUGUUCUUGUAUGAGCUCCAGAUGGCAGUGAAAGCUCUCCUUAAACAGAUCAAUCUACCUCUGCAUCAGGCUAAGCACUUCCGUCUGUAUACACAGGAGGUGUUGGAACUGGGUCACAAUGUCUCCUUUCUUCUCCUGCUCCCCGCCUCAGACGACGUCUGCACUGCCCCGGGACAGAAUAAUCCUUACACCCCACACUCAGGAUUUCUUAACCUCCCUCUUCAGAUGUUUGAACUCGGUAUAGUAGCUUGCUUCACCUAG
Messenger RNA from Merops nubicus (carmine bee-eater), 2379 nucleotides. RefSeq names its product ankyrin-repeat and fibronectin type III domain containing 1 (gene ANKFN1). The record is from RefSeq and is a predicted model, not a curated record. The transcript is spliced from 17 exons. Gene Ontology annotation, cellular component: spindle. Gene Ontology annotation, biological process: establishment of mitotic spindle orientation; regulation of establishment of bipolar cell polarity. Gene Ontology annotation, molecular function: protein binding. NCBI's taxonomy places the organism in Eukaryota, Metazoa, Chordata, Aves, Coraciiformes, Meropidae.